AUGAGCUCUCCAAACACUCCCUCAAAACAUGGUAGCCAUGCUCAAUUACGGCGCCCUUCUCUCCUCUCAAACGAGGAUAGCCACAAUCCUCUAGGCACGCGCAGUGGCGCCCUCCAGUCCCUCAUCCGCAGCCGCUCUCACCAGAGCAUACAGAGCUUGAGCAGUUCUGUUCCUGCGCAUCCUCCCUCUUUCUGGAUGGGACCUGAUGAUGAGGAGACUGGGCUGCUUCGCCACGACCAUGACGAGCUUGGCAGGCUGCUCGCUGAUGAGCGUCGCCUAACCCAACUGCUCCACGGGCCCCAGAACCGUAGUGCCAAACUCAUUGGCAGAAGCAACCCUCGAUAUCGAUGGGAGCAAUACUGGAAGCCUGAGGAGGAGCUGGCUGCUAUGUCCAAACCACUGCGCGAGUACUAUGAGAGAACAAAUGAGUUGAUUCAGCAAUAUCUGUACAUCGAUGCUCUCCUCGACUCCGCUAUUCCCCACGAUCUUCUCAACGAGUACCAAGCAGAGCUUGAAGCCUCUGCAUUCCGACCACUUGACGUCCCGGAUACCAUCAACGAGGAGCCCUCCACCACAUCCGACUCCCCCCCUCUCACUGGAUCAACUCCUGCAUCCGCAUCUAUCACUCCAGGCUCCUAUGGCACUGUCAGUGUCAAGGCUAGUAAUUCGACCACAAAGCUCCCUGCUACUCGCACACCUCAAGACAUCUUCCGUUCCUCCGAGAACUUGCCUCUCCUUCAGCAUCAGGAUCAAUCCGAAGACGAGGACGAGGAGCAACCUCCGCUACCUGCUAGCCAAGAAGAUGACAACGGCCCCAAGCCCUUGCUACCGUGGUUAGAGGAUGCUGAAAUCGACAGCGACGACCCCAUCGUGACAUUGGCCAUCUGGGUCAAUUUCGUCGCCAAUGCCAUUUUACUCGCUGGAAAGCUUGUUGUCAUUGUCUCAGUCCCUUCAAUGUCCGUCCUUGCCAGUUUGGUAGAUGCUGUGCUUGAUUUCCUCAGUACUGUCAUCGUAUGGAUUACUACGCGUCUCAUCUCGUCCAGUCAUCAAGACCAAUAUAGCUAUCCUGUUGGUCGCCGCAAACUCGAACCACUUGGCGUCCUCGUCUUUUCCAUCAUCAUGAUCACAUCUUUCUGCCAAGUCGGACUCGAGUGUAUUUCUCGCCUCAUGGAUCCUGAGCAUGCUAUCCUUGAGUUGGGUAUUCCAGCUAUCGCCAUCAUGGUUUCUACCAUCGUCAUCAAGGGUGCCUGCUGGAUCUGGUGCCGUGUCGUCAAGAACUCAAGUGUCAGAGCACUGGCUGAGGAUGCAAAGACGGAUGUGAUCUUCAACACUGGUUCCAUCCUGUUCCCUAUCAUUGGCUACUAUGGGCGAAUCUGGUGGCUUGAUGCUGUCGGUGGCUUGUUCCUCUCGCUUGUUGUUAUCUUCAACUGGAGUCAGACCUCGGCACACCACGUCCGUAACCUUUCAGGCUUCUCCGCCCAGCCUGACGAGCGAAACCUGCUGCUAUACUUGACCAUGCGCUUCGCCACUGCCAUUCGUCAGAUUCAAAAUUUGCGCGCCUAUCACGCUGGUGACAAACUCUUCGUCGAGGUCGAUAUUGUGCUUUCUGCAGCAACACCUCUCAAGGACAGUCAUGAUCUUAGCGAGGUGCUGACAUACUUCCUCGAAUCUGUGCCAAUUGUUGACCGAGCAUUCGUCCACGUUGAUUACACUAGUUAUAAUGCCCCGACUCACAUGCUCAAAGGAUCUGCCGCAAAACAGAAAUAA
This is a messenger RNA of Fusarium mangiferae, 1767 nucleotides long. RefSeq lists its product as uncharacterized. Gene Ontology annotation, molecular function: monoatomic cation transmembrane transporter activity. Gene Ontology annotation, biological process: monoatomic cation transport; transmembrane transport. The record is from RefSeq and is a predicted model, not a curated record. NCBI's taxonomy places the organism in Eukaryota, Fungi, Ascomycota, Sordariomycetes, Hypocreales, Nectriaceae. Gene Ontology annotation, cellular component: membrane. The transcript has 5 exons. Bases 1 to 1767 code for a protein of 588 amino acids.